This is a messenger RNA of Diprion similis, 1672 nucleotides long. RefSeq names its product synaptotagmin-15-like. Gene Ontology annotation, biological process: cellular response to calcium ion; regulation of dopamine secretion; calcium-ion regulated exocytosis. Gene Ontology annotation, cellular component: membrane. The record is from RefSeq and is a predicted model, not a curated record. Gene Ontology annotation, molecular function: calcium-dependent phospholipid binding; syntaxin binding; calcium ion binding. The coding region runs from base 287 to 1558 and encodes 423 amino acids. The transcript has 7 exons. Lineage: Eukaryota; Metazoa; Arthropoda; Insecta; Hymenoptera; Diprionidae.
UCGAAUUGCAAAGGAUUGCGGGUGAAAAACAAUUUCCGCGGAGAUCAUCUCCCCGCUGCAUUACAAAAGGUCGACAUUGACAUUGGAGCCAGGGCACGUGAAACGGCUGUUAGAGGAUGCUGGAGUCUGAGGACGACGGGGAGAGCGUGCGCCAGGGGACUCCAUAUCGACGCGCAAGCACAGAACCCCGUAGCUGAAUGGUUAGAACAGUCGUGGCUGAGCAGUGCGCGCGGAACCUUCGCUCGAGCAAACUCCAUUCUGCAAGCUACUAUCCACGAGAUGAGAGAUGAAGCUCCAACAUAUUGACGACAGGCUCCCAUUUCGCGGAAAUGCAACGCACGGUGCAAGAACAGAUGCAAUCGAUACUGUCGGGGGGGUCUUGUACCCUUCCAUAGGAGCUGCAGCCUCUGUGUUGAUCCUGGCGAUAGGCGGGACGCUAUUCGCCCUUCGCCGUCGGCUGAAACAGCCGUCCUCCGUCCCCAGCUGCGAAGGCAUAGUCGUCUACCCAUCCCAAGGACCAGCGCCAACCUUCGUCACGAAGGACGUCGUCUUCAACCUACCGAUUCUCCAUUCCGCGAACUCCACGAGUGACAUAUUAUCCGACCUUGACCCCGAGGACCUGCCGCUUUCCAUGGAGAGGCCUCAGCCCCGGACAAUACGGUCCAACUCCUUUGGAAGCUACGGGCUCGGAGGAUCUUUGGGAUGUUUAGAACCUGACCUGUAUAAAGCGGCGCCGACUGAAGAUCCGUAUCCAGAAGGUCACAUCGGCCGUAUCUGGAUGAAGCUCAGUCACGAGCCGAAAACCGAACAGCUCACGGUUACACUGAUGAAGGCGCGAAACCUCCCUGCACGCCCAGGAGGAAGCUGCGACCCCAUGGUCAGACUCCACCUGGCUCCCGGAGAUCGCCGCCACGCUCAGUCGCGCCAGAAACGAAGAGACUGCAAUCCCAAAUUUGACGAGACCUUCGUUUUACAGGUUCCGAACGGUGAUCUGAGUGGAAAAACGUUGCGGAUAUCGGUAAUCGAUGGCGGUCGUCCAAAGAGAAAUUCCACAAUUGGUUAUGCGGCCGUCUCUUUGGAAGGGGCUCUACCCGAUGGCGAGCCUAGAAUAUUUCAAUUGGACUUAGACAAAGAACCGCCGGAUCACAGUGCUCGCGGGGAAGUUCUGCUGUCACUCCAAUACAACGAUCACUCUGGUCGUCUGACCCUGACAGUUAUGGAAGCCAAAGGCCUGAGGCAAGGUGUCGUCGAAGUAUGCGCGAGAGCGACCUUAUCCAAGCACUGCAAGCCCCUGAAAACAAGAAGAACUGCUCUUGCGAGACCCAGACAAGGAUGUUGGCCUUUCAGCGAGGCCCUCCACUUCCGGUUGAGCGGUCCUGAUGCCAACUUGACGGGGUCUUUAACGGUGAGCCUUCUUGCGCGUGGCACCAAGGAAAGAGCCCUGGGUCGAGUGGUUCUGGGACCUUACAUGUUUGCCAGAGGUCCAGCACUCGAGCAUUGGACCGCAGCCUUUUCAAAACCACGAGAAGCAACCCAGAGGUGGCACACACUCUCGUAAUGCGUUUCCAAUAACAAAAUAUACGGCCAUGGAUUGUCACUACUUUGUUCCGUGAUCGCUGUGACUAUAAUUAUAAUUAUUGUUAUUAAUAUUAUUUUUAUUGCCCCGUUAUUG